CCCGCUUGCUCCAUGGUGCGGGAAGGCGGCAUGGCCCGGACCCCCCCCAGCUCCACGCAGGACAUCCAGAUGGACGUCUUGGACAACGCCGCCCUCCAGGGCAAGUACAGCAGGCGCAAGAGCCGCUUCAAGCGCUCGGAUGGCAGCACCUCAUCCGACACCACCUCCAACAGCUUCGUCAGGCAGGGCUCGGCCGAGUCCUACACGAGCCGCCCGUCGGACUCGGACGUGUCGCUGGAGGAGGACCGGGAGGCUCUGCGCAAGGAGGCGGAGCGACAGGCCAUGGCCCAGCUGGAGAAAGCCAAGACGAAGCCGGUGGCCUUUGCCGUACGGACCAACGUCGGGUACAACCCAUCCGCCGGUGAUGAUGUCCCAGUGCAGGGCAUGGCCAUCUGCUUCGAGCCCAAGGACUUCCUGCACAUCAAGGAGAAGUACAACAAUGAUUGGUGGAUCGGGCGCCUGGUGAAGGAGGGUUGUGAGGUCGGCUUCAUCCCCAGCCCCGUCAAGCUGGAGAACAUGCGGCUGCUGCAGGAGCAGAAGAUGAGGCAGAACCGCCUGAGCUCCAGCAAAUCAGGCGACAACUCCAGCUCCAGCCUGGGUGAUGUGGUCACCGGGACGCGCCGCCCGACCCCCCCCGCCAGCGCGAAGCAGAAGCAGAAGUCGACCGAGCACGUGCCCCCCUAUGACGUGGUACCCUCCAUGCGCCCCAUCAUCCUGGUGGGGCCGUCGCUGAAGGGGUACGAGGUCACGGACAUGAUGCAGAAAGCGCUCUUUGACUUCUUGAAGCAUCGCUUUGAUGGCAGGAUCUCCAUCACGAGGGUGACAGCUGACAUCUCCCUGGCCAAGCGCUCAGUGCUCAACAACCCCAGCAAACACACCAUCAUCGAGCGCUCCAGCACCCGCUCCAGCCUGGCCGAGGUGCAGAGUGAGACCGAGCGCAUCUUCGAGCUGGCUCGGACGCUGCAGCUCGUGGCACUGGAUGCUGACACCAUCAACCACCCGGCACAGCUGGCCAAGACCUCACUGGCGCCCAUCAUUGUCUACAUCAAGAUCGCCUCCCCCAAGGUCCUGCAGCGCUUGGUGAAGUCUCGCGGGAAGUCGCAGGCCAAGCACCUCAACGUGCAGAUGGUGGCCUCGGACAAGCUGGCUCAGUGCCCCCCGGAGAUGUUCGACAUCGUUCUGGACGAGAACCAGCUGGAGGAGGCCUGUGAGCACCUGGCCGAGUACCUGGAAGCCUAUUGGAAGGCGACGCACCCCCCGAGCAGCAACCCCCCCAACCCCCUGCUCAACCGCACCAUGGCCACGGCAGCACUGGCCGCCAGCCCCGCGCCCGUCUCCAACCUCCAGGGUCCGUACCCGGUGCCGCGCGGCCGCCCCCCCCGGCAGCCCCCCCACCGCCUGUCCCGCCAGGACACCGUGGACAUGGAGCCCAUGGCAGCCGGCACCGAGCCCGGUGACUCCUGCGGCACCGACAUCGACAUGGAGCCGGGAGACGGCCCCCCCCCGGCUGCCCCCCCCUCCCCGCACCCCCACAAUGGGGGGGCUAUGGGGCAGGGAGCACCGGAGCAGAGCGAUGGGGAGAGAUGGGGCCAGGAUGUUCACCCCCCCCCGUUAGGGUGAGGGGGUGCGGGCAGGGAUGGACCCCCCCGAUCCCAAAAGGAUGGGACCCCACCGACUGCCUUUGUGCCCCUAUGGGGAGCCCCUGCUUUGCCCUGGGACCCCCACUCCUCACUUGGGGGGUGUCCCCCCCCGUACACCGCAGCCCCCCAACAUCUCGCGGUGCCUCAGGCCCUCCCUGCCCGGGGGGGGCAAGUGACCAAAUGGGCCCCCCAGCCCAUCCCCUGCCCCAUGGUGGGGGCUCUGUGUGUGCCCCCCCCUCCGGGUGCCCCCUGCUUCUCCAUGGUGCUCUUUGCCACCCGGCUGCAGGGGGGGGUCCCUGCGCUCGUCAUCCCCCCCCCCCCAAGCAGUGCCUACAGCCUGGCACUGCCCCACUGCAGGGCUGUGACCCACAGCGCCCCCC
Melopsittacus undulatus (budgerigar) is the source of this 2020-nucleotide messenger RNA. RefSeq names its product calcium voltage-gated channel auxiliary subunit beta 1 (gene CACNB1). Gene Ontology annotation, biological process: calcium ion transmembrane transport. Gene Ontology annotation, cellular component: voltage-gated calcium channel complex. Gene Ontology annotation, molecular function: voltage-gated calcium channel activity; protein binding. The transcript is spliced from 14 exons. NCBI's taxonomy places the organism in Eukaryota, Metazoa, Chordata, Aves, Psittaciformes, Psittaculidae. The record is from RefSeq and is a predicted model, not a curated record. Bases 13 to 1620 code for a protein of 535 amino acids.